UAAAAGCCUUCACGUCUCGACACGAAGGCAGAACAGAAGCGACACGAGCUGAGAUCUGUAAAACCAAAAUAUACUCAGAGAAAUAACAAGCUCCACUUGAAAAGAUGACCGCUGAGAUGACAUGCAACAAGCUGCCCGCCGGACUGGGCCUGGAGGUGUCCCGCCACCCCCUGACCAUGAGGCGCGUGGUCAACCUGGUGGUCGCCAUGGAGAGGUUAAAGGGCAAAAGCUGCCAGACGGCGCUGGGCACCGAAUUCUCGGAGGAGAACCUCCUCAACAUCAUGAUGGAGGACGUUGUUGAAGUGAUCAACAUGCCCGAGAGUAGGCCGUCUCGACCCAACCAGUUCAGCAGGACGGGCCAGUACCAGUGCAGCGUAACCGACAGCCAGAAGAAGAGUUUGGUGGUGGUCCAUGACAGCAUGGAGCUGCACGCCGUCACGCUGCAGGGAGGAAGCAGCCAUCGCAAAGUGCUCCUGAACAUGUCCACCUACGUGCGCCCGUCCCCCAACACUGAGGCCCGACCAGUGGCUCUGGGCAUCAAGGGCACAAGUCUUUACCUGUCCUGCCACCAGGACGGGGACAGGCCCACUCUACACUUGGAGACGCUGCAGGACGGCAGCAGUUUGACAAGGAUCAAUUCCGAUAGCGAGAUGGUUCGCUUCCUCUUCUACAAACGGGACUCGGGGGUGAGCAACAGCACCCUCAUGUCUGCACAAUUCCCCAACUGGUUCGUCAGCACUGCGGAGGAGGACAGCAUGCCGGUGGAAAUGUGCCAGCGGACUGCCAACCGCUACAUCACCUUCAACAUCCAGAGGCAAAGUUAAAGCCGGAAAAGAACUGUCCUUAAAAGUGUUUUUUUACACUUACAGUUCACUUUUUAAAAUCGAUUUUUUUUUACCCCCUUUGAUGCGUUACCUGAUUACACCUUUAAAAAUCCGAGCGCACCACAGCAGGUCACGUGACAUUGCUCGCCUCUCUAAUUGGUCAAAAGAAUGUAAACCGGAAGAAGGUCGGCUGUAUGAGCGGGUCAAAUUACUACCACGGUGCCCAAAAAAAAACGACGGCGAAACAAUGUUUGCCGAUAACUUGAAUAGUGAUAUGGAGAAAGUAGAUGUGUGGAAUUUCUGAGCAAAUUAUCCUAAUUCACACGGUGAAAAGGUGGGCCACUUCAGUAUAAGCCGUGACAUGCUAACCGCUAACGUGACAUGUUUAGCAUCAACAUUGUUAUACAACUGUUGAUGUCAGUGACAAAGCAAAAUAUGCAUCAAAGGGGGAGGAAUGAAACAAGGACGAAAAAGUGUGAAAGCACAUCUUGAUCAGUAGAGCAACUUGGAUUGGUAUCUGCAAGCUUUCUAUUAUUUAUGUAUUUAUUCAGUUAUUUAUGUAUUUAUUUAUUGUAAUUAUUUAUUUAAUUAUUGAAAAUCAAUGUGUACACCACCAUGUAUUUAUGCAGAAGUCUGCUUUUGUACAAAUGCUUCAAACUUUGGAUCAGCCAUGCACAAUAAAAUUGUGAUUUGUGUUUCA
Messenger RNA from Nerophis ophidion (straightnose pipefish), 1524 nucleotides. RefSeq names its product interleukin 1, beta (gene il1b). The transcript is spliced from 4 exons. Gene Ontology annotation, molecular function: cytokine activity. NCBI's taxonomy places the organism in Eukaryota, Metazoa, Chordata, Actinopteri, Syngnathiformes, Syngnathidae. The coding region runs from base 105 to 824 and encodes 239 amino acids. Gene Ontology annotation, biological process: immune response; positive regulation of gene expression; macrophage chemotaxis. The record is from RefSeq and is a predicted model, not a curated record.